This is a messenger RNA of Closterium sp. Yama58-4, 276 nucleotides long. NCBI's taxonomy places the organism in Eukaryota, Viridiplantae, Streptophyta, Zygnematophyceae, Desmidiales, Closteriaceae. The record is from the annotation of a GenBank genome assembly.
AUGGCUACAGAGGCGACUCGCGAGGCGUUCGUGGAGCUGCAGGGGCGACUCGUGGAGACAGACAGCAAGCUGAAGCAGGUGCUGGGGCAGGAGAAGGCGUGCGAGGUGGACAUAUUCACGGCCCGAACGACACUGGACGAGCUGCAAGAGCUGCCCGCGGAAACAAACGUGUAUCAGAGCAUCGGAAGAGCGUUUGUGCUGCAGCCACUAGAAGAGGCGAGGGCGACGGAAGAGGGGAAGAUCAAGGAAGCAGAGGCCACCAUUGCGUCGCUGCAG